This is a messenger RNA of Zerene cesonia (dogface butterfly), 2212 nucleotides long. RefSeq names its product putative inactive cysteine synthase 2. Bases 95 to 1072 code for a protein of 325 amino acids. The record is from RefSeq and is a predicted model, not a curated record. Gene Ontology annotation, cellular component: cytoplasm. Lineage: Eukaryota; Metazoa; Arthropoda; Insecta; Lepidoptera; Pieridae. The transcript has a single exon.
UGAACCGUUUAAAACGGCGUACACUCGCCACUUUGCUUCAGUAUCAAUUGUGGUAUAACCCAAUCAAGACAUUAGCAAUAGUAAGUACCACGAGAUGGCAAAGGUGAACGGAAUUCACAACGAAAUAAAAGAGUCGGCCUUAGACCUUAUUGGGAAUACGCCAAUAGUUGCGCUCGAUCGCAUACAUCCAGGCCCAGGGAGAAUUUUAGCGAAAUGUGAAUUUAUGAAUCCUGGAGCAUCGAUAAAAUGCAGAUCUUCGUUGCAUAUGAUAAAAAUGGCACUUGAAAAAGGACUUUUGAAACCUGGUCAACCUGUACUGGAAGUAACAUCUGGAAACCAAGGAUGUGGGCUAGCAGUAGUCUGUUCUGUCAUGGGGCACCCCUUAACUGUAACUAUGUCUAAGGGGAAUAGUGCACAACGAGCUAUCCACAUGGAGGCUCUUGGUGCUAAAUGUGUCCGAGUACCGCAAGUCGAAGGAACAUACGGCAAUGUCACCCUCGCAGACGUUAAAGAAGCUGAGAAAGAAGGUCUACGCAUAGCUGAAGAAACUGGUGCUUAUUAUGUGAAUCAGUUUAAUAACGAUGAUAAUGCAAACUCCCAUUAUUGUACGACGGGACCUGAAAUUUGGAGACAAACUGGCCACCACGUUGAUGCUUUUGUAGCUACAGUAGGCACGGCUGGUACAUUCGCCGGUUCAUCGAGAUUUUUAAAGGAGAAAAACCCAAAUAUUCAGUGCUACGUCGUGGAACCUGAGGGCUCGCAACCUAUUCGGGGCUGUGCUAUUACAAAACCGUUGCAUUUACUACAAGGCUCUGGCUAUGGCUGCGUUCCUAAUUUGUUCAAUUUUGAAACAUUGGAUGGCACCCUCAGUGUCACAGAUGAAGAAGCGUCGCGAUAUAUGAAACUUAUUGGUGAAAAAGAAGGUCUAUAUGUGGGUUAUACCAGCGGUGCGAAUGUUGCUGCGGCUGUUAAGUUGUUAAACUCAGGUAAAUUGCCUGAAGAUGCAUGGGUGGUAACGCUCCUUAAUGACAGUGGCUUGAAAUACACCCCAGUACCUCAGUCUCUAACAUAACUUCUUUAGUGAAUAAUAAUUUAUAUAAAGUGAGUGUAAGAUAACUUUCUAUUUAUGCAAUCAAAUAUGUCACAAAUAGAAUAAAAUCAAUAACAACGAGAUAAGCGUGACGUUUGCUGUUAUUAAAAUAUUAUUACUUAUUACAUGGUAUUUAUUACGUUGAUAAUAGUUAUAUGCAAAAUAUGUUCAAUUUCUGUAUUUUAGAUUUCGUUAUAAGUCAAAAAACAAUCAUAAUGUUAUUCAUUAAUAUAAAAUUACUUUGUACACAUAACACUAAUUAAAUUUUAUAAAAAUAACAAAUAUCAAUUUUAUAAAAAUAGCAUAUAAAUUUUAAUUUUAUUGUCUCACUAUUAAGAUAAUGUGUUAUCGCACUCCUUCAUAGAUACACUUGGAAUAACCCUACUUGUAAAAAUAUGAAAAAACAAAGCAAGUGCCUAUCAAAUGCAUGGGGAGGACAGACAGUACAGGUCUGCGAUAUUUUGUUUUAUAGAUAAACUGAGUCAAUCAACAUAAAAUAAGUUGUAAAUUUAUUAUAACUUUUUUAUACAUUUCGUAAAUAUAGAAGCAGUCCAGCAGUUACUUUAGGUUACAUCAGUUAAUCAGUAAAGCGAGUUGAAAUAAACAAAACAUUCAUUAUCAAGUAACCACGUUAUUAAUGAUUACAGAAUAAGAAUUAUAAUCGUUGGAUAUUAUUGAGUGUGAAUUUACAAUUUUAUAGCAAAUCCACACUUUCACGGAUUUGGAACAAACAUUAAUGUAUGUAAAAAUGUAAAUAAAAUAUAUAAUAUAAAUUACAAAGAAUAGUUUUGAUAUCGUCCAUAGGUACCUAAUGUGUGCGUAUUAAUCACAAUAUUUCAUAAAAAUAAAGUAAAAGGAAAGUUGAUUUGUUAUUAUAAUGUAUUAACCGAUUUUUUUCAAUGCCACUUUGUUAAUUUGCCGAAUCAUGUUUUUUAUUUUAUUAUGUACUACGUACUUUUGUGAUAUCAUAUUUCUAUAUUUUUUGAGACUAUUAUAACAUCAUGCACCAUGAAAUAGUAUAUUCAUAAAUAAUGACCUUAUUGCUUAAACAUAAAUAGCUAUUUAUGUUUUUAUGUUUAAGAAAUGAUAUGACUUGAGUUUUGAGUAGUGGUUGUAAAAUAU